This is a messenger RNA of Gastrolobium bilobum, 1484 nucleotides long. Its product is annotated as ADP,ATP carrier protein 1, mitochondrial-like. Gene Ontology annotation, biological process: mitochondrial ADP transmembrane transport; mitochondrial ATP transmembrane transport. Bases 76 to 1203 code for a protein of 375 amino acids. Gene Ontology annotation, cellular component: mitochondrial inner membrane. NCBI's taxonomy places the organism in Eukaryota, Viridiplantae, Streptophyta, Magnoliopsida, Fabales, Fabaceae. Gene Ontology annotation, molecular function: ATP:ADP antiporter activity. The record is from RefSeq and is a predicted model, not a curated record. The transcript has 4 exons.
AUCCACGAUCUGAGGAAGAGAAGAAGAGAAGCUUCUCUCGCGCCCUUUUCGGGUCACUGCGACUAAACUGCAGUCAUGGCGGAUGGAUUGCAUUCGAAGCAUCCAUCGGUAGUUCAUAAGUUAGCUGGGAAAUCUUAUCUUAUGUCCAGGCUCACCCCUAAUCACUCCGGAAACUAUUCUUCGGCUGGUGCUUGCUUCAAUGGAGGCGUGCAGUCUUCAGGUUUGGUGGGGAUUGUAUCGCCUGUAUCUCCAAUUACCGUGCACGCCCCGGCAGAGAAAGGGAAAGGGGUAUCUUCAUUUUUUGUGGAUUUUCUCAUGGGAGGAGUGUCAGCUGCCGUGUCUAAGACAGCUGCGGCUCCAAUUGAGCGUGUUAAAUUGCUCAUUCAAAACCAGGAUGAAAUGAUCAAGAGUGGUCGGUUAUCUGAACCGUAUAAGGGAAUUGGUGAUUGUUUUGCUCGAACCAUGAAGGAUGAAGGAGUGAUUGCUCUUUGGAGAGGAAAUACUGCCAAUGUUAUCAGAUACUUCCCUACUCAGGCUCUGAACUUCGCUUUUAAGGAUUACUUCAAGAGGCUUUUCAACUUCAAGAAAGAUAAGGAUGGCUACUGGAAGUGGUUUGCUGGGAAUUUGGCAUCUGGUGGGGCUGCUGGGGCUUCCUCCCUCUUAUUUGUCUAUUCUUUGGACUUUGCCCGUACACGUUUAGCAAAUGAUGCAAAGGCUGCAAAGACGGGUGGUGAGAGGCAGUUCAAUGGUUUGAUUGAUGUAUACAAGAAAACCAUUAAGAGUGAUGGUAUUGCUGGCCUUUAUCGUGGAUUCAACAUCUCAUGUGUUGGAAUUAUAGUGUAUCGUGGUCUUUACUUUGGGAUGUAUGAUUCUCUGAAACCAGUGGUUUUGGUUGGUGGAUUGCAGGAUAGUUUCUUUGCAAGUUUCCUUUUGGGAUGGGCGAUCACCAUAGGUGCUGGCUUGGCCUCGUACCCCAUUGAUACUGUGCGUAGAAGGAUGAUGAUGACAUCUGGAGAAGCUGUAAAAUACAAGAGCUCUUUAGAUGCAUUUAAUCAAAUCGUUGCAAAAGAGGGUACUAAGUCACUCUUCAAAGGUGCUGGUGCAAACAUAUUACGUGCUGUUGCAGGUGCUGGGGUGCUUGCUGGUUAUGAUAAGCUACAGCUCGUUUUGUUCGGAAAGAAAUAUGGUUCUGGUGGAGGUUAAGAUACAGAUAAUUAUGACGAAAACUAUCUGGGGCAAUUAUGUUGAUACCCCCUUGGGUUAAAUAAUUUGGAUGAAAAAUAGUGGUUUUGAGGUUUCCCAGAAUGUAGGGGCCUUAUAUUUAGAUAUCAUAGUUUUGCAGACUUUGAAUUAUAGUUGGUUGUUACAUGUCUUGAGCUUAUAAACCGUGUAGUUUUUUAGACCCUUUGGUCGAAAUAAGAAUACUGUAUUACCUUCAUGUUUGGUUGGAAUGUGUUACCAACGUAAGUUACAUUUGUUUUCGA